AUGUCUCAAAGCGCAAGCUUUUCGUCUGACCAUAUCCCGGACAUUUCGGAUUUUUACCCUGAAAAAUGGACCAUCAAGUUCGUGAACGAGGGGGCCGCGAACCUGGUCUUUGAAGUGAGAUUACCACCAAGUCCACCAAGCACGACAGGAAGCCACGCGAACAGGCACAGCGAUAUCUUCCAGGGACACCUCCUGCGCGUCCCAAAAGCUGGCGCCAAGACAUUUCCGUACCCAGAGUUACUGCAGUAUUGGGAUUCAACCAUCACGCCCCUAUUCCCACCCGAAAAUCUGGUCCAACAUCAACUGGUCAAACUGGGCCAAAGCCCAUCCAAAGUAAUCACUAUUCUUGAUGAGCUUCUUGCCAAAGCGGAAUCCGGUCGCCGCAAGGACUUCCGUGGCACCCGAGUACUCCCGGAUGCCCAGUACGGCAUGCUGAUAGAGGAUAUGCGUUCUCAAAACCCAAGUGAUUAUUUUGUCGAGUUCAAACCAAAGUGGCUUUCGCCUUCACCAUCGCAGCGCACACGCUGCCGCAACUGUGCCCGGGAAGCCUACCGUGAUCACCUUGAUCCCUCCCACCACAAGGCUCACCGCCUGGGCAUCCUCUGUCCCCUGGACUUCAUCGCCUGUCAGAGUAACCGGGGGAGUUUGGAAAACGUCUUGAAGCACAUCGUCCCUGCGUCAGCCUCGCCGUCUCAUCGCAAUCACCUCGCCGACUGGUUGAGGACCAAUAGUCUCCUGCCACUCCUGCAGCAAGCCCAGGCGAAACAUGAUCCGAGCCAGGGUGUUAACCUGGAGCUGGCAAUGACGCUCCGGGACUGCAGCUUGUUUCUCAGGAUAUCCACCCCCCAAGAUGGAACAGGGCAACCGACGAGGAUAGAAGCCAAACUAGCCGACCUCGACAAAAAGAACGCCGCCAAGAAGAAGAAGCACUGGGAAGAGCUCGAGCGGGAUCUUGUGGAAGGCGGGUUCUACGAGGGAAAGGAGCAGCCAAGGGAGGAGACGGACUGUUUACUUGAGCGCGCAGCUAAUUGA
This is a messenger RNA of Podospora anserina S mat+, 1032 nucleotides long. RefSeq lists its product as uncharacterized. Gene Ontology annotation, biological process: inositol phosphate biosynthetic process. Lineage: Eukaryota; Fungi; Ascomycota; Sordariomycetes; Sordariales; Podosporaceae. The transcript has 3 exons. The coding region runs from base 1 to 1032 and encodes 343 amino acids. Gene Ontology annotation, cellular component: nucleus. The record is from RefSeq and is a predicted model, not a curated record. Gene Ontology annotation, molecular function: inositol-1,3,4,5,6-pentakisphosphate 2-kinase activity; ATP binding.